UUGCAUUACUGACAUGAAUCACAUACGGCUGCAGCAUACUUUUCCUGAUUUCAGUUGGCUACAUCGAGAUUGCAUUACUGACAUGAAUCACAUACAACCUCAUGUGGGGUUGCCUUCUACCGUCAAGCCUGGGAAUGAUCACUCUUGGGACUUUGGUGGCAACUUGAAUGGUCGAGUCGAUACAUAUCCAAGGCGUUCUUAUAACGUGCAGUGUUCUGCUGUUGAAAGAUGGGGGUAUAAUUUUGAUGUGCCAUAUUCUUUACCUGAGGGAGCAAAGCAUGACUUUGGAAGAUGGAUGGUGGAAGUGCGAAAAGGAACCUCCAGAGAAGACCUGUAUUUAAAGCAUGAGAACCACAUGAACAUCUCGAGUUCAAAGCUGCCAAGGGUGUGGCCAGGGGUGCUGCAACUCUAAUCUAGUUAAAUGCUAGUGAGACUUGGGAAUUGUGGUAAUGGUAUUGGAAUCUAAGAGGAUGUAUGUAGAUUUGUGUUCGCCAACACUUUAUUGAUGUUUUGAGUUGUGAAGCUAGCUAUGCAUUAGUGUAUAUAGCAUCAACUAUGCAAGGACUGUUCCUUGCUUAAACUGAGAAUCUCAUUUGGAAAUUAUAUUUUGGAUAAAACAGUUACUACUUC
Rubroshorea leprosula is the source of this 630-nucleotide messenger RNA. Lineage: Eukaryota; Viridiplantae; Streptophyta; Magnoliopsida; Malvales; Dipterocarpaceae. The record is from the annotation of a GenBank genome assembly.